AUGCCUCUAAACACUACACCCCAUCCUUUGUGGACACAACCACCGUCUACAAUCAAUCCAUCGGGACCAAACACCAAUAGAAAGUACCACGCCUGCGCAACACUCCUCAAUACGCCUCCCGGCCAGUCCUCGAAAGCACGAUCCCCUCUCGCACUUAAACCUCGUGAAAGCCAUGAGUCGCUGGCGAAGCGCGUCGAAGCGGCGCGUAUAUUAGAAAGCAACGAGAUGUUGAUAUGGUACAGUGUGGCGCGGGACGAGGUAAAACACUUCACUUUAUCCCCAAAGACGUUCGUCGCAAGGACGACUGCUGCUGCUGCUGCAAUUCCCCGUUGCAAACAUGCUGACAGCGUUAUAUUGCAUAUGAAGACCGUCCCGCAAACACGCCUACAUUUCCAACGCAUCGUCUCCGGUAUGCCCGCGCCGCCUGAGCCACCCUCGCCUACCUCGACAGUAUCCUCCUUGUCGAAUUCUCCGUUGCGAGAGUCGCCGCUACGCAACAACCCCUCGCUCACAUCUCCGUCCACAUCAUCAAGGAAAGGAAAGGCUCCGUGUAGUCCUCGCCAAAAUCCUCGCCAAAACCCUACUGAACCAGCUGUCGACAACACAGACGCACUGAUGGCAGCAAUGUUGGAAGCUGCUACAAGCGAGUCACUUGAGAUGAAUCCAACGCAGUAUGCUACUGAAACUGCCGCAGGUCGGGCACGAUACCCGCAAGCCAAUGCAUCAAAUGUGGCCGGGCCUUCAACUGCAGCGGAUAGACUCGAUUUAGAUGCAGAUGAUAUUGAUGAUCACCUGUUUGACGAAACGUAG
Pseudovirgaria hyperparasitica is the source of this 810-nucleotide messenger RNA. RefSeq lists its product as uncharacterized. NCBI's taxonomy places the organism in Eukaryota, Fungi, Ascomycota, Dothideomycetes, Acrospermales, Acrospermaceae. The record is from RefSeq and is a predicted model, not a curated record. The transcript has a single exon. Bases 1 to 810 code for a protein of 269 amino acids.